This is a messenger RNA of Fusarium graminearum PH-1, 492 nucleotides long. RefSeq lists its product as uncharacterized. The transcript is spliced from 3 exons. Lineage: Eukaryota; Fungi; Ascomycota; Sordariomycetes; Hypocreales; Nectriaceae. The coding region runs from base 1 to 492 and encodes 163 amino acids. The record is from RefSeq and is a predicted model, not a curated record.
AUGGCAAGACUUGAACAAACAAUACACCGCCGGGCAACACUUCUUCUCUUCUCGGUCCUAAGUGCCGGGCCUUCUGGCCUCGUCACUGACGGGAUUUCGGCACUUAGCGAGCUUUCAGGUACAGGAGCAUGGGUUGAUGUGCGAUAUUUGAUUGAUGCUGGGAUGUUGGAGAGGCGUCAUCUAAAUAUCUAUUUAGAGUUGCUGUUGGUUCUGUAUAACGGCUGUGCUUACCAACGAUUCAUGAUGAGAAAUGUGACUGGCCAGGUCGAAAUAGCCCCAGAACUCUCAUUUGAUUCCAUGCGCCUGACGAACAUUGCGAAUCCUUCAGAAGCAGCUGUCAGCUGGAAUCCAUUCAUUUUCAAAGACGGUCACUUUGCUGACGAAGCUGAAAAGGCUGAUACUUUUUCAGCAAAUGCCUCAUGGAGGCGCAUGUAUUCCCCUAAUCAAUUCAUAUUCUAUAAGCCACACCUGUAUAAGCUGAAAGUUCGCUAG